CAUGCUCUACGCUGCACUCCGCGGUGUCGGAUUUCUGGCCUUUGGCUUGUUUGCACUCCGCGCGCGGAGAGAUCGACAACGAGACUGCCUCCCAUUGGUAUUCGAACCGGUGGGCGUCCUGGUCGGUCUACCUUCUCAGGCUAGGGCUCGACGGUCCGCAUCUGCGGCGCGCUCGUCCGACCAAGUACAGCCGCGCGAAGGCUGCGGUCGUCGGCGGCGCUUGUUCGGAGUCCAGGUGCACGGACAAGCCGUGCGUUUCUUCCUGCGCCAUGAUUGCUCUCCUGGUGCGCUGGAGCCGCGGCGCCCGACCAGGUCCUGGCGAGGGUGCGUGGCAGUGUCAGGAGGGCGCCGCUGCCCGCGCAGGGCGCCGCCUGCUCGAUGGCAUCGUGGACUUGGUUACACCGUUGCCAGUGGAGUGCGACGUGCUCGACGGCGUAGUGGACGUCGUCGGGAUCAGGAACGCUCUCGUGCAGUGCGGCCAGCGGGCACGACGGCCGCUCGAAUCCGCCGUGGCUGGCCUCCCGGACACGGUGUCUUUGUCGUCCUUGCUCGUGCGCUUGCACGAGGCAGGAAAGCCCUGCGACCACUUGCUGCGACAGUGCAUUUGGUACGUCGGCGCCGCCCUGGAGCAACAUUUGCUGGCCGGCGACCGGGCGGCCGCGCAGCCAGGCGUGCCCGUCGACCCUCAUUUGGCCGAAGCUCCCAAGAUGGGCCAGACUGCGCGGUCCUUCACCAAGGGCGAGAGACUGCAGCGUGCUGGCCAACGGAAGCGUGAGGUAGCGAAGUAUUGGUUUGCUUGUCGGUCGGCUUUCUCUACGUGCGCGAGGAUCUCCCUCGCCGUGGAUGCCACGCGGGCUGGCCAGAAGGCGAUCUUGAGCACUUUCCUCGUGUGCUUGGUCUCGGCGGCCGCGUGUUGGGCGCCGCCCCAGGUCCAAGCGCGUGGCUCGAAAGCGCCAGGGGGUGUGUGGGCAUGUAUUGCCGCGUAG
Prorocentrum cordatum is the source of this 986-nucleotide messenger RNA. NCBI's taxonomy places the organism in Eukaryota, Dinophyceae, Prorocentrales, Prorocentraceae. The record is from the annotation of a GenBank genome assembly.